Messenger RNA from Cylicostephanus goldi, 297 nucleotides. The record is from the annotation of a GenBank genome assembly. NCBI's taxonomy places the organism in Eukaryota, Metazoa, Nematoda, Chromadorea, Rhabditida, Strongylidae.
AUGGUCAUGAAUCAAUUCGCACUUUGCUGCUGUUUGCAUCGUCGGGCAAAGAUGUUCUUCCAUACUAUGGGUGGCAUGGGAGGUAUGGGCAGAGGACAAGAAGGUCCUGUUGACACUCGCCUUUAUGAUCUUCUAAAAGUGAAACCAGAUGCUAGCGAAGAUGAGAUCAAGAAGUCAUAUCGCAGACUAGCCAAAGAGUUCCAUCCUGACAAGAAUCCUGAUCAUGGAGAUCAGUUCAAAGAAAUUAGCUUUGCCUACGAAAUCCUAUCAAACCCUGAACGACGUCGCUUGUAUGAU